AUGGACUCGAAUUACAUUCCGGGAAACAUGGGGCUUUUCCCAAAUCAAGCAGGAACCAGCAUCGUAGAAACACCCAACCAAACUGAUCACCAAGAGGAUCGAUUUGUGACUCUUGAAAGAAAACUAGACAACUUCCAGGAACUCGCACGACACAUUGGAGUGAUUGCUAGUGAUUUCAAUCAGCGGAAUCAAGAUGCAUUGAAUGGAAAAAUUUAUUCUCUCAUUCAUAAUAUGCAGGAAUUGGAUAAUAUGAAGAACUCAUUUAAUGAUGUUAAAGUUCCAAUUGAAUUGCUUGACAUAUUGGAUCGCGGCGAGAAUCCCCAAAUUUUUUCGAAAUUGGUCUUAGAACGAACUCUCGAGAAAAACAAAGAAGUGAAUGGAAAAAUUGAGAUUUACAAGAAAUUCAAAGCUCAUUUAUUGAGAGCUUUUGGAGAAGAGAUGCCGGAUAUGGUUCUUACGUACAGGAAUAUGCGAGAAACACCUAAAGAAUUGGAGAAUUUGUAA
Molecule: messenger RNA, 504 nt
Organism: Caenorhabditis bovis
Lineage: Eukaryota; Metazoa; Nematoda; Chromadorea; Rhabditida; Rhabditidae
Source: the annotation of a GenBank genome assembly